UGGCGGCCUGCCAGCAGGGCGCCUCGUCCAGCUUCCUGCACCCGCCACGAACCCAUGGACGGGCAUGGUUCACGCCUGGCCCAUGCCGUGGCGUGCUCACGCUCCCGGAGCUGGCGUCCUCGGCCCGCGCCCUGGCGCUCCAUCACCGUUCGCCGGACACGCCGCCCACUACGCGCCGCCGCCACCGCCCCCGGCUGCACCCACCUACCAAGGUGCGGCCUGGGACCAAUCAGCGUUGGUUCAGGCCCUCAACAACCUGUCGCUCCAACAGCAGCAGGCGCCGCCGCCGCCAUCGAGUGAGUGGUACCUCGACACCGGCGCCACGUCGCACAUGUCAUCCUCGUCAGGACCGACGAACCCGGAGGGUGAUCCUCCGAUGUAACUCCACCGGCGACCUGUACCGCGUCAGCGUGCCCCCGCUCCACUGCAGCCUCCACGCCCACGCCUCCAUCUCUGCCGAUGUCUGGCACCGGCGACUCGGCCACCCAGGACGCACCACGCUU
Molecule: messenger RNA, 503 nt
Organism: Triticum dicoccoides
Lineage: Eukaryota; Viridiplantae; Streptophyta; Magnoliopsida; Poales; Poaceae
Product: atherin-like
Exons: 2
Coding region: 65-382 (105 amino acids)
Source: RefSeq, a predicted model, not a curated record